Macrosiphum euphorbiae (potato aphid) is the source of this 318-nucleotide messenger RNA. NCBI's taxonomy places the organism in Eukaryota, Metazoa, Arthropoda, Insecta, Hemiptera, Aphididae. The record is from the annotation of a GenBank genome assembly.
AUGGCCCAAUAUUUCUGCAAUAAUGAGCGUCCAUUAUAUGUCCCACCGUUAAAAGAAAGUGAAAUAAAUGACAUAAUUUUUGAAGAUUUACCAUCUGAUGACGACAGUAUUUCAUCAGUAGACAACUCGGACGAUGAUGAAACAUAUUUCCCAAAGCUUUCUGUUCCAACCUGUCCACAAUUUGUUGUAGUUGAAUCGUCUAGUUCUUCAGAUAAUGAAGAAGAAAAUGUUGACAUUUUUGACAUUGAAGAAAAUAAAUCAUAUAUUUUACCAAGUCCGAAAAAAACACGAUCCAGUCGUAGAAUAAAUCAAAAUUAA